This is a messenger RNA of Saccharomyces eubayanus, 4482 nucleotides long. It is a transcript of the gene IQG1, whose product is annotated as Iqg1p. Lineage: Eukaryota; Fungi; Ascomycota; Saccharomycetes; Saccharomycetales; Saccharomycetaceae. The transcript has a single exon. Gene Ontology annotation, molecular function: GTPase activator activity; protein binding. The record is from RefSeq and is a predicted model, not a curated record. Gene Ontology annotation, biological process: regulation of actin cytoskeleton organization; regulation of GTPase activity. The coding region runs from base 1 to 4482 and encodes 1493 amino acids. Gene Ontology annotation, cellular component: cytoplasm.
AUGACGGCAUUUUCAGGUUCACCUUCGAAACCUAAUAAUAAUAAUUCCUUUUUAAGUCGCUAUGUGGAAAAUUUAGGUUCCGAUGUAGCUCCCCCUUUGAGACCCCUGUCGAGCUCGAGGCUCAACUCUUCCUCAAAUUUGACGUCGCCAAUCAAUUUUAAGACUAAGGUAUCAGUUAACCACUCACCAUUCUUGUUGUCAAAGCCAGACAGUACUGUACCAAAGGCAAACCCCUCCCCUCCAAAAAAUCUUGUAGGGAAAUGUACAGUAAACUUAUCAAACUAUUCUCAGAUUGAACUAAAAUACUAUGAAUUUUUAUGCAGAGUAUCGGAAGUCAAAAUAUGGAUUGAAGCUGUUAUUGAAGAAGCCCUACCAACAGAAAUAGAAUUAUGUGUGGGAGACGCACUCAGGAACGGUGUUUACCUUGCUAUGCUAACUCAAAGAAUAAAUCCAGACUUGGCAACCAGUAUCUUCCCCGCAGGAGAUAAAUUACAAUUCAAACAUACACAGAAUAUCAAUGCCUUUUUUGGGUUAGUGGAACAUGUUGGUGUUCCAGAUUCCUUUAGAUUUGAAUUACAAGAUCUUUACAACAAAAAAAACUUCCCACAAGUUUUCGAAACUUUACAUAUUCUUAUAUCGAUGAUCAAUAAAAAAUGGCCUGGCAAAACUCCCCCCCUAACAAAUGUGUCGGGUCAAAUUAGUUUCACCAAGGAAGAAAUUGCUACUUGUAAAAGGGCUUGGCCUAGAAUAAGGGACUUCAAAUCUCUAGGAACAAAUUCCAAUGCUGUACCAGCUUCCCCUAAGGAAUCUAAUGAAAAAAGAAGUGGUCUGAUAAAAGACUUUAAUGAAUACGAAAGACCAAAGAUUUCCACGGAGGAAGUCCUAACCACACCAAGAAAAAACACAACUAGUGCCGAUAGUUUUACUUCCGCCCACACUUCUCCACCUCAGACUUACAAAAUUCCACCAAUGUCGACGUUGGAUGCCUCCACUGAGAAACGGUCAUUCACGCCCAUUGAACCAAGUCUUUUGGGCUCUACACCAUCUUUAGAGUAUAGUCCAAUUAAAAAUAAAAGCCUGUCAUACUAUUCGCCCACUAUUUCAAAAUACCUAACAUACGAUACUGAAUUUUACACCAGAAGAAGCCGUGCUAGAGAGGAGGAUUUGGAUUAUUACCAAACAUUCAAAUAUUCACCAUCUCAUUAUUCUCCCGUGAGAAGAGAAAGAAUGACAGAAGAGCAAUUUCUGGAAAAAGUGGUACAACUACAGAAUAUUUGUCGAGGGGUUAAUAUUCGUUUCAACUUGUACAUCCAAAAAAGAUUACUGAGCCUAUUUGAGAGAGAUAUCGCCAAGUUUCAGGCAUGCUUGAAAGGAUACAAUUUUAGACAAUCAUCAUCGAUUUGUUUGCCAAUCAGAAGAGCAAAGAUCGACGUUCCUCACGUGAAAGAAAUACAGUCUCGUAUCAAAGGUAAUAGAAUUCGUUACAAAUAUGAUAGCUUGAAAUUUACAUUGUCAAAGCAUUCGUAUAUAGUCGAAGAGUUGCAAGCAUUUUGCCGCUCAAAAUUGUUAAAGGCCAACGUAAAAAAGGAAUUAAACGACAUUAAAACAUCUCACCCACCCUUAAUCAAGCUACAGUCUUGUGUCCGUGCCUUUCAAGUAAGGAAAAAAUUAAUGGCCCUCAAUUCAGAAUUAAGUGGUGAAAAGAAAAGUAUUAAGACCCUGUUGGCUAUUAUUAGAGGUGGCGCCGCAAGAAGUUCUGGAAACGCGGUAUUGAUUGCUAUAGGAGGUAAGCACAAAGAAAAAAUAACGAAUUUGCAAAGUCUGAUUAGAGGAACCCGUGUACGUUCAUGCUUAACAUCUUUAAUACAUUCACUCGAAGAGGAAAACAGUAAUAUUAUUCAAUUAUCAGCCUGCAUGCAGGGCAGGAUUGUAAGAGAUAAAAUAAGUUCACUUUUUGCGCCUGCAAACCGUCUCAGUGACACUGUACAUGACCUUCAAGCCUUAGUUCGAGGUAUUCUGGUACGUUAUACAUUAGACUUAGUGGAUGACAUUGUAGAGUAUAACAAUCUUGAAGCAUUCCAAGCUUUUUCUAGAGGCGCAUUAGUACGUCAAAGUUUAAACCAAACUUCAAGCUACUACCAGAGAAAUGUAAGAUCGGUUAUUAUGAUUCAAAGCUGGAUCAGGAAGAGUUUGCAAAGAUCGGCGUAUUUGGAGCUAUUAGACUGUCCCAAUCCAAGCCUUUGGGCUGUCAAGAAGUUUGUUUAUUUAUUGAACGGAACAGCAACCAUAGAAGAAGUCCAGAAUGAUUUGGAAAGUUGCCAGGCUUCUCUUGAUUCAGAAAAUAUGAAAAAGGAACGGUUAUUGAAAAAUAUAAGACAGCAACUAGACAUGAAUGGAGUGUUGGAAAAAUUCGGAUUGUUGAUUGAUAAGGAUCCAGAACUCAGUAUAUCUGACUCUAAAAUUCCUAAAUCUAAAUAUUCAAAGUACGAAAAACUGUUUUAUAUGUUGCAAGUUGAUCCCUCUUAUUGGAAGCUGUUGUAUACGAAAGAGCCAGAAUUUGUUACAAAAAAUGUUUAUAUGACAUUUGGAACAGUAAACCAAAGGAUGAACGAAAGAGAGAGAACAUACUUUACCAGAUUUGUUUGCGAAAUGUUACAAAACGCAAUUAAUGAUGCUCCAAACAUCAGACACUUUCUUGAUAAUAGAUCACAAUUUUGGCAGAACAUUUUUAAAGAUUUCUUAAGAAGAGAGUAUCCAGAACUCUUUUCUACAAUAGUUCCAAUUUUAGAUUAUCUUACAGACCCGGCAGUAGAUUUCGAGAGUGAUCCAUACAAAAUAUAUCGAGAAAUCCACGGCUUUAGUCCACCACAACACACUUCACCUGUAGAUGACACAAGCACCAAGAAGAAGUUUAUCGAGAAUUUAAGAUGUUUAUGGCACGCGAUCGAAAUGGUGGCGGAAAUCUAUACCAGAAAAGUACACAGCAUUCCUGUCGAAGUAAGAUACCUUUGUACUAAAAUAUUUUGCUAUGCUGCCGAUAAAAACACUGAGGAGAUCGAUUCUUUGAGAGCUAUAUCAGGCAUUCUAGUAAACGUCUUUGUCUCUGAAUAUUUGGUCAAUAGAGAGUAUUAUGGAUACAAAGAUGCUAACGUUCAAAGUAAUCGAAAAAUUGAUAUUCUGAUAAAAUCUUUGGUUACCGUGUUCGAAAUGAAAGAUUUUGGAGGUUACUUGGAUCCGUUGAACCAAUAUGCUAACGAAAUAAAGCCACAUGUCAAAGAUGUUCUUUAUAAUGUGCUAGUAGAUCCUGAGUACGAACAAGAAGGAGAUAGAUUGAUUUACCUAGAUAUGGUUUCGCCGAGUUCUAAAUUGGAAUUACUUACUGAAAAGGUUUUGGAGAUCAGCAGUAAGUUUGAAGAAUAUUCGGACGAGUUCCCAGAAGCUGAUAUAUUACAUGAUAUUCUGAGAAGAGAUUUGGAUAUUACAUCAUUUCCAAAAUCGGGACGGAUCACUUUGGAAUUGGACGCUUCUGCGUAUCGAUUCUUGGUAAGUGAUGAUAAGAUGAGGAAAAUCUACGAUCAGGUCAAGAGAGCAUUCGUAUACAUGAUGCAGGUCGAAGAUGUGGAUACCAACCUGUAUGAUCUUUCGAUUAGCACAAUUCUUCCCCAAGAUGAGCCUAAUUUUGCAAAGCUUUUGCAGCAAAAUCCUAAAAUCAGAACAGACCCAAUGAUACAGAAACUCAAGCCAUUGGAAUAUUUUACACUCAAGAAUGUCACCUUAAAAAAAGUUCAUGAAUUAGAGAGUACAGGAACUUUCUGCUCUUCCGAUAAUAAGUUGCAAAACUUCUUGAACGAUAUUGCUAACACUAUCAAGAACCCUGACUACGCGAUUGACUAUGUUACGCAAGAAAUUUGCAUUACAAAGGACACACUAACCGCAAUUUCUGAAAUGAACCAUAGUUUAGAUAUAGAAUUAUCCAGGUUGAAAAAACACAUUGAUCAUACGAUAAGAAAUUUCCAAAAAGCUAGGGAUUUUUCACCAGUACAUAAAAGUACAUUUGGGAAUUUAAAGAGUGCCGUUAAAAAAGUCCAAGGAAGAGAACGUUCCGAAUUGCAAGGCAUGAAAUUUAAAUGGAACACAAAGCAACUAUACGAAAGAGGUGUGCUCAAGAGCAUUAAAGGUGAAAAAUUGGCUGAAUUAACCGUAAAAGUUUUUGGUUCAAGUGGUCCCAAAUUUCCCGACAUAAUAUUCAAAAUGUCUACUUCUGAUGGUUGUAGAUUUGGUAUUCAAAUGCUUGAUAAAAGAAAAGGUCCUGAAAAACGAUACUCAGAAGAUGUUGACUCAUUCUCAUUCAAGGAUUUAAUGAAAACUCAAGUCGAACCUAAAGUCGAAACAUGGAAAUUAUUUCACUCAAAUGUCGUUGUUAACAAUAGCCAGUUAUUGCAUUUGGUUGUUAGUUUUUUCUAUAAAAAAAAUUCUCUAUGA